Molecule: messenger RNA, 1404 nt
Organism: Oppiella nova
Lineage: Eukaryota; Metazoa; Arthropoda; Arachnida; Sarcoptiformes; Oppiidae
Source: the annotation of a GenBank genome assembly
AUGCCCAAACCCUUAGAAAGUGGAUCCAUAAGCUCGGAUACCGUUCCCCUAAUACCAAUGAGUGCCGGUGCGACACACAUGUGCGCCCUCACCACCAAUGGACACGUGUAUAUGUGGGGUGAUAAUCGAUAUUACCAGUUGGGCAACGGGUCGACCACCCAAUCCACUGAACCCACGGACACGACAUGGGGUUUAGUGAGCGACAAAGUGGUGGACAUCUCGUGCGGUUAUAACCACACCCUUGCCCUCACAAAUGGUGGACAUGUCUAUGGGUGGGGUUAUAACGGUAACGGACAGGUAGGCAAUGGCACCGGUAAUAACCAAUCCGUGCCCAUCCAAGUGAAUGGUUUGCUCGAGUCGUGUCGCGUUGUGUCCAUCGCUUGCGGAGUCAAUCAUUCAAUGGCGGUGUCGGACACCGGAGCUGUCUAUUCAUGGGGAUACAAUGAUUAUGGACAGUUAGGUUUAGGACACCAAACUGGCCAAACACUUCCGGUGCUAAUCACACAUUUAGACAAUAUAUUCAUAUGUCGUGUGGUUUGCGGAUACAAUCACACAAUGGUUUUGUCAGACGAGGGGAAAGUCUAUAUGUUUGGACAGUGCGAUGGGGGACAGUUGGGCACCGGUAACACAGCUCUUCAAACAAUACCCGUCCAGUUGGACAACAGUUUGGGUCGAUUUCUAGACAUCGCAUCCAAUCGGGCGACAAAUAUAUCAGCGGCCAUCACACUGGAGGGCCGGUGCUAUGUAUGGGGUCAAUGCCAGCCCCUAAUCGGAAAUACGAGAUAUGAGUCAUUACACGACAUAUUUGCCGUCUUCUCGGCGCCUACCGUUACCUAUGAAUCAGUUGUAUUGAGUGAUCUGUUGGACAAUCCAUUAAAUGCUAAUAUGGAUGAGGCUUUCGACGACCGCAACACCAGUAACUUCAAGAUUAUAGUCGAGGGAAAGCCUAUUUACGUCCACAAAGAAAUACUUCGCAUCCGAUGCCAACACUUCAGGUCUUUGUUUGGAAACAAUUGGCCCGAAGGAGAGAAAGAGGAACUGGAGUUAGACCAGUAUUCAUAUGAAGUCUAUAAGUCAUUCCUGCGAUACCUAUACACGGGUGAGGUAUGUGUGGCACCGGAAGAUGGGAUCGAGUUAUUAGAUUUGGCCGAAUCUUACUGCGAGACACACCUCAAGCAAAAGUGUGUCCGACUUAUACGGAACGGUAUUACAGUCGACAAUGUAAUCCCUGUCUAUUUGGCUGCCAUUAAGUUCACAAUCAAAGAGCUCGAAGACCUGUGUUUCACAUACUCUUUGGCGCACAUGACUCGAGUCACACAAUCGCAGGCCUGUAAGGACAUGGAGCCUAAAAUCUAUAAGGAUUUCAUUACUAAAGCCUCCGAGAAGGGGGCCUUCAGACACUAA